This is a messenger RNA of Spirometra erinaceieuropaei, 501 nucleotides long. NCBI's taxonomy places the organism in Eukaryota, Metazoa, Platyhelminthes, Cestoda, Diphyllobothriidea, Diphyllobothriidae. The record is from the annotation of a GenBank genome assembly.
AUGGGCAAAGUCGAGAAAACACGAUUGCAAGACACCAAUAAUGGCCUCGUCUUCUACGGUCGGUACGUGGACGAUAUCUUCUGCCUGGCGGAUGGUACCACCGAUACCGAGGAGCUUGUCCAAAAGUUCAACAGUGCGCACCCCUCGCUAGAAUUCACUGCAGAGACCGAGGCAGAUAACGAACUUGCCUUUCUCGAUGUCCUUCUGCACAGGCAAGAGGAUGGGUCUGUCCAGCACAGGGUGUUCCGAAAGAAAACCUGGACGGGACAAUACGUUAGUUUCCACAGUUUUGUUCCCCUAAGCAUCAAACGGAAUUUAGUCCAGGGAUUGGCGGCUAGAGUGAGACGCAUCUGCCACAUUGAAGCUAUUGAAAAAGAACUCCAACAGCUGUGGAGCACACUUCGGGAGAACGGAUACCCAGAUAGAUUUAUCCGUCUAGUGACAACAAGAGUUGUUGAUCAGGCAAUGCUUAUUGAGGAUUAUUUGGCGCGCAUUAAAUAG